Messenger RNA from Phaedon cochleariae (mustard beetle), 550 nucleotides. The record is from the annotation of a GenBank genome assembly. Lineage: Eukaryota; Metazoa; Arthropoda; Insecta; Coleoptera; Chrysomelidae.
GAUCCAAUCAAUACCACCACAUUUAAUUCAACAUCAACAUUACUCUAUUCGAGAGCAGAAAUGGUGUUGAAAUUGUACCUACUAUUCGGAGCCAUUUGGGUGUUGACCUAUUCUCAAGGCAUUCUUACUGAUGGAAGUCUUCCUAAAUUUUUAUCAACAGAAAUUCCAUGUCCCGAAAAUGGAAUUUUCCGCUCAGACCCUACUGAUUGCAGCAGAUUCAGAGUAUGUGUAGAAGACAGAGUUUAUACUUUUUCAUGCCCAAGUAACUUAUUCUUCAAUCAUAAAACUAGACGUUGUGACUACGAACACCUAAUCGAGCCACCAGAUGGUUAUUGUGAAUAUCCGGAGAUAAUGUAUGACAAACCGCAUUUUUGUGACUGCCAGAAAUAUGUUUUUUGCAAUUCGGGGAUUCCUGCGAUACUGAAAUGUCCAACAGGCUUCCAUUUCAAUUUGACAUCAGGAAUAAUCCAGGUUAGUUCUUCAACUAAUCGAAUUAAUGUUUGUACGGAAGGAGAUUGUCAUGUUUGAAUAUAAAGAUGAUUAAUAUUUG